Oncorhynchus kisutch (coho salmon) is the source of this 906-nucleotide messenger RNA. Its product is annotated as proline-rich protein 2-like. The transcript is spliced from 3 exons. The record is from RefSeq and is a predicted model, not a curated record. Bases 1 to 906 code for a protein of 301 amino acids. Lineage: Eukaryota; Metazoa; Chordata; Actinopteri; Salmoniformes; Salmonidae.
AUGACUCAGCCGGCUCGUCAGGGUCCCACACCACAGCUGGCUCAUCAGGCUCCCAUCCCACGUCAUGCCUCAGCCGGCUCGUCAGGGUCCCACACCACAGCUGGCUCAUCAGGCUCCCAUCCCACGUCAUGCCUGAGCCGGCUCGUCAGGGUCCCACACCACAGCUGGCUCAUCAGGCUCCCAUCCCACGUCAUGCCUCAGCCGGCUAGUCAGGCUCCCAUGCCUCAACCAGCAGCUGGCUCGUCGGGCUCCCAUCCACGCCCAUCCACGUCAUUCCUCAGCCGGCUCGUCCAGCUCCCACGCCUCGGCCGGCCCGUCAUGCUUGCCCAGGUGGGAUGCCAGGCCCCAUCAGCAGGUCCCAUCAACAUGCCCCACCAGCAGGCCCCAUCAGCGGGUCCCAUCAGCAGGCCCCAUCAGCAGGCCCCAUCAGCAGACCCAAUCAUCAGACCCCAUCAGCGGGUCCCAUCAGCAGGCCCCAUCAGCAGGCCCCAUCAGCAGACCCAAUCAUCAGACCCCAUCAACAGGCCCCAUCAACAGGCCCCCAUCAGCAGGCCCCAUCAGCAGGACCCAUCAACAGGCCCCAUCAGAAGGCCCCAUCAGCAGGUCCCAUCAGCAGGCCCCAUCAGCAGGCCCCAUCAACAGGCCCCAUCAACAGGCCCCAUCAGCAGGCCCCAUCAGCAGACCCCAUCAGCAGGCCCCAUCAACAGGCCCCAUCAGCAGGCUCCAUCAGCAGGUCCCAUCAACAGGCCCCAUCAGCAGGUCCCAUCAGCAGGCCCCAUCAGCAGGCCCCAUCAGCAGGCCCCGUCAACAGGCCCCUUGUCCCCCUGGUCAAUCUGGCACCAUGCACACGGCAGCCAGGCAGAACAUCUUGGGGCGCAACACUCGUCAUUUCUUUACAUGACAUAG